Molecule: messenger RNA, 405 nt
Organism: Lytechinus pictus (painted urchin)
Lineage: Eukaryota; Metazoa; Echinodermata; Echinoidea; Temnopleuroida; Toxopneustidae
Exons: 4
Coding region: 1-405 (134 amino acids)
Source: RefSeq, a predicted model, not a curated record
AUGGGGCACGGGAUGAGAUGUCUGCAGAGUGGCGCAAAAGGUGGCAACCUUCAUGUGCCAUUCCAGCCAGAAAUGCAGGAGCAGACUGCUUCCGAGCCACAAGAGGAAAGCGCUCCUGAAUGUCCUGUAGAUGAUCGUCAUGAUGAUCAUGAACAUGCUGGACCAUCAACGAGGCAGACGACCGCCCUAGAAAGUACUCCGGCACAGGAACCAUCUAAGCAGCCAGAAAUGCAGGAGCAGACUGCUUCCGAGCCACAAGAGGAAAGCGCUCCUGAAUGUCCUGUAGAUGAUCGUCAUGAUGAUCAUGACCAUGCUGGACCAUCAACGAGGCAGACGACCGCCCUAGAAAGUACUCCGGCACAGGAACCAUCUAUGGUGCCAAUCAAAACAAUAACCUGCUGCUAA